UACUACAUUCAGCAAUGAAAAUAACGUCGGGGCAUUAAAAUUAACUAGCGAAACCGCCGAAACUUCUCGAACCUUCUUUAGCCGAGAAUUACACGUCGAGGAGGCGCUUACAUGGCAAAAAUGGAGGUGCCCUCUUAUCACGCGAAGCUUUUAUGUGAGCUGAAUGAGCAGCGUAAGAGGGACUUCUUCUGUGACUGCAGCGUUAUCGUAGAGGGACGUGUAUUCAAGGCACAUCGAAACAUCCUGUUUGCCAGCAGUGGCUAUUUCCGGGCACUUCUAGUGCAUUAUUUGCAGGACAGUGGUCACAGACAUAGCACGGCUUCACUAGACAUUGUCACAGCGGACGCAUUCUCACUCAUUUUGGACUUUCUGUACUCGGGUCGGAUAAACCUGUGCAGUGACAAUGUGAUUGAAAUCAUGUCUGCUGCCAGUUACUUGCAAAUGACUGAUGUGGUGAAUUUUUGCAAAGGCUACAUCAAAUCCUCAUUAGAGAUCUGCAAUCGGGGGAAGGAGGAUCAAAAAGAAAAGAUAAAAGAGACAGAUGGACCUGCUGAUAGUGGCACACCAGUUUUGGUCUCCAGUGUUCUAGCAGCAUCCACUUCCCAGGCAGACAGAGGAACCCCACAGAGUAUGGAGAUGCUUAACUCAGUUGAGGCGCCGUCAGAUAUUCCGUCCACCCCAGCUGCAACCAGUAGCAAAGACUCAGAAAGUGAGAACUCACAAGGAGGAUUUCCAAGCCAUCCUUCAAGAAACACACCAGCUAAGAGUAGCACAGGCUCAAAUAUAGCCAACCCAUCUUCUUCAGGGAUGCUCGUGGACUUGAUACAUCCCAAGAUUAAGUUUGAACCAGAUGAGGAAGGUGAGUGUUCACUUGAAGCCAAGGGCAUUGGCAUCUAUGAGGAUCCAAGCCCUGGUGAAGACAGAACUCUCGGCUCAAGUCCUGCACCAAGCAGUGAGCCAACUUCCCUGCCUUAUCCCAACUAUCACAUGAAGCAGUAUGUAGACGUGUUGCUUCGUGGAGGAGCCAGCGCUCAUCGAGAUGAACUUGGGCCUCACUUUGCCCACAGUUUAGGAAGCAGUGGUGUAGCAGCUCGCAUUGAAGAUGGACUAGGACAUGGGGGUUCCUACAGUAUGGAGAUACAGAAUGACUGGUAUAUGGAGGAUGCAGGGAAACUACACAAGUGUCCAUUCUGUCCAUAUGCGACCAAACAGAAGGGCAUUUUGAAGAGGCACAUACGCUGCCAUACAGGAGAAAGGCCCUACCCAUGUGACAUCUGUGGAAAGCGUUUCACACGUCAGGAGCAUCUACGCACACAUGCUGUUACUGUUCAUCGAGCAACGUGGCCUAUCGUGUGUAAGGGCUGCAGGCGGGUAUUCUCUGGGGCGGUUUCUCAUGGUCUAAAACGCUUUGGCCUUUGCGAUGGCUGCACUUGUGUCACUACAACCAAUGAGGACUCACCCUCUAUGAACAUGAGUGGCCAGUCUGUUGUUAUGGAGCAGGGCACAGCAGACUCUGACUGGCCUAUAUUUAUGGUGGACGGAGAUGAGGAACCCAGUGCUGGCACUGGGGAGGUGGAUGACAAGAGAGAACUUCAGAGGCGGCUUGCUGAGGAUGGACACAUUCUGUAGUCAUGAAGAUCUGGUCUUCUGAUCUGGUAUUCCUGUUAAAACAACCAUACAAUGUUUCUGUUAAACAAAUGAUCAAUGUGAUUGAGCGGGCUCAAUAUUAAAAUAUUAGGCUUGUUACAGUGUGACAGUCGUUCAGUCAAAACAGUUAUCUCACUGUCUGCAUUUUUAAAAUACAUAUUCAGAUGCGUUGUAGUCCAAUACAAUUAUUGCAGUUUAUUUAUUUAUUUUUUCCUAAUCACAGUGGCUUACAUGUAACGAACAAAUAAUAUUGAUGUGGUUUAUUCUGAAAUAUAGGAAGAACAACCCAAUGCUUAACAAUGCUAGUGCAAUGUAUUGCAUCUUUUUAUGUCACAACCCUUGAAUUACUAGACAAUCAGUUAUUUUAGCAUAUAUUAAUAAGAACACAACUUAUUGUUUCUGAAAUUUUUAGUUGCUUUAUAGACUAAUAUACAAUUAGACACUGCACUGUACAGCUUUGCACACACAGACUCACACAAAAUAAAAAAGUAAAAACAUUUAGGAUAAAUUCAUGUAAUCUGUGACCCUUCUCAUGUAAAUAAAUGGCAGAAAAUCUGAAAAAUAUCUGAAUUCAGUCUAACCAUUGAACAAUAAAAAAAGUUUAA
Trichomycterus rosablanca is the source of this 2252-nucleotide messenger RNA. RefSeq names its product zinc finger and BTB domain containing 8B (gene zbtb8b). The record is from RefSeq and is a predicted model, not a curated record. The coding region runs from base 112 to 1629 and encodes 505 amino acids. The transcript has 4 exons. Gene Ontology annotation, molecular function: DNA-binding transcription factor activity, RNA polymerase II-specific; RNA polymerase II cis-regulatory region sequence-specific DNA binding; protein binding. NCBI's taxonomy places the organism in Eukaryota, Metazoa, Chordata, Actinopteri, Siluriformes, Trichomycteridae. Gene Ontology annotation, biological process: regulation of transcription by RNA polymerase II.